GGAGAGAGUGCAAGUCUCUGAAAUGUUAACAGAGUCCAAAAGGUCUACAAUUUCGGCACUCCUUUUGAAACUUGGGCAGUGUACUAUAGAUAAUAGAGUGUAUGAGAGGAAGAGCAGCUGGGAGUCAGUGAUUAGAGAAGAGUGGCAGUGUUUUGGGUUGGGGCUUCAUUCAUGGCCACACGCUAUAGUGCAAAUGGUUGGGCAGAGAAGGGGAACCGUAGCACCUUCCCCUCUCCUAGCAAGGGCUCUUUGCUGCUCCCCCGGCCUUCCAACUCGGCUCCUGCGUUUCUAGGCCAGGGAUCCUUCUACCCUUCCUUGUGCGAGGAUGAGAGAGCCUUAACUCUAAGAAUUCACAGCCAGGCUGAGAAGCGGCGCAGAGAGAGGAUUAAUGCACAUCUAUCUACUCUUAGGCGUAUGAUCCCCAACUCCAACAAGAUGGACAAGGCAUCUCUUCUAGGACGAGUGAUCGACCAUGUAAAGGAUCUAAAGAGAAAGGCAGUUGAUGCUAGCAAAGUUUCCACAAUCCCAACAGAAGCAAAUGUGGUGACGGUGGAAAGUCAUGAUGGAGGCUAUCAGAACACAUUCUCUUUGGAUGAUGAUAACCUCUACAUAAAGGCUUCUCUUUGCUGCGACGACCGGCCAGACUUGUUUGCUGAGCUCAUUGAAGCAUUCCAAAGGCUCAGACUGAGGGCGAUUAGAGCAGACAUGACGUCAUUGGGAGGAAGAAUUCAGAAUGUCUUCCUACUAUGUAGGAAGGAUAGCAGUGGAAGUGCGUGCUUGAACUCUCUCAAGGAGUCCAUUAAAGAAGCGUUGGACAGAGUAGCCUCCGUUGACAUGGUUCCCUCUAAUGCCUUCGUAAGUAAGAGGCAGAAGCUUUUGCAACCACGAUUCCCUUGCUCCAAUAGAUCUUUAUAGGAUACAUCCUACAUUUCGUUCGCUUGCUUGUUUUCUUGGUCAUUAUAUUUUGUUAGAAAAGUUGUUGACUGAGGUUUGUGAGAAGCGCUUUAGGCCAAAGAUAAUGUGUAUGCAUAUAUAUAUAACUUUCUCUCUCUCAAUAAUUUGAAGAAAUCAGUGAACUUGAAGGGAAAGUGAUGAAUUUUCCGAAAGCUUAAUA
Elaeis guineensis (African oil palm) is the source of this 1114-nucleotide messenger RNA. RefSeq names its product transcription factor bHLH51. The record is from RefSeq and is a predicted model, not a curated record. Gene Ontology annotation, molecular function: DNA-binding transcription factor activity; protein dimerization activity. Lineage: Eukaryota; Viridiplantae; Streptophyta; Magnoliopsida; Arecales; Arecaceae. Gene Ontology annotation, biological process: regulation of DNA-templated transcription.